AUGAAAGUAGCUUUGACGAUCAAUAUCUGUACAAAUGAUAGUAUGGUUAAUAGAGCCCAGGGAACACUUUAUGAAAUAGUAUACGAUGUUACAUUAUUAAUUAUAAAGAACGUAAAUGACAAAGAAGAAAAAAUUAUCAUUUUUAACAAACCUCCCAAAUAUAUAAUAAUAGAAAUUCUCAGCCAAAAACCAAAUACAUACGAUGGUCUUCUGCUAAAUUAUAGGAAACAAUUACCUAUCACUCUAGCAUUUGCGAUAACUAAAUUUAAAUAUCAAGGUGCUACAUUAAAAAAAGCAAUCGUUGAUCUAGAUGGUGGAAACAAAAGGGUGGGUAUUUAUGUAAUAUUAUCACGAGUACAAAAGUUAGAAGAUAUCAUGAUACUUCAACCUUUUGACUGGUCUAAACUUAAUGUUACUAUAGAUUCUAACCUUAAAAAAGAACUUAAACGUUUUGAAAAACUCUUAAAAAUUAGUUACAUGGCCUAA
This is a messenger RNA of Scutellospora calospora, 486 nucleotides long. The record is from the annotation of a GenBank genome assembly. NCBI's taxonomy places the organism in Eukaryota, Fungi, Glomeromycota, Glomeromycetes, Diversisporales, Gigasporaceae.